UUGUAAACCCAUUAUUCUACAUACUUUCUGUAAUUUGUUUUGCUGAAAAAUUGUAAUUUUGCUCAAAUUUUGUAUAAGAUUUUUAGUUUGUAAAAUUGGGGAUUUUGUUGGUGGGUUUUUAUUUCGUGUUAGAAAUCCAUGCUCGAUUUGCUAUCGAUGUUCGAUACUCGAUGUCUUCUUUGUUAUUCUGUAUCGCUCGGCUCUUUAUCGCUGUAUAAGCCAAUUGUAAACAUAAGUUGAUGCUUUGGUUUCUAAUUAUUGGUUAAAAAGAAUGAAAUACCUAUUCUGAAUGUGAUGAGUUUGAAAUACCGUGUUUACUGUAUGCGUUAGGUCUAUUUGUCGUCUUUUCCUUUGUAUUCUGUUUAUGAAUUAUGUUUAAUGUCUUCCUUUGGUUUGUCAUUUCCAGUGUAUCAUUUUGCCUUACUUAAAUGACAAAUUAUGCUUUGUGAACUCUCGAAAGGAGUUGGGGAUAGUCAGGCUUCGAUUAGAAGAAGUUCAGCGUAUCUUAUUGGAUAUCUGUUCAAAAAUUGCGACAUAUAUAUUGGUGAUGUAGCUCCAAACAUGAUAUCUACCCUGAUAAUUUUGUUUAGUGAUCCGGAUUCUGAUACAAUGGUGGUUGCAUGGCAAGCUCUGUCUAGUGUUGUGAGUUCAGUUCCUAAAGAAGUUCUUCCAACAUACAUCAAGUUGGUUCGUGAUGCUGCAUCUACAUCAAGAGAUAAGGAACGUAGGAAGAAAAAGGGAGGACCAGUUCUUAUACCUGGAUUUUGCCUUCCGAAAGCUCUUCAGCCAUUGCUUCCUAUUUUUCUCCAGGCCCUUGAUUCGUAUUAUAGGUGACAGAUUUCCUUCAGGAUAACACGAGGACAAUACGAUCUAGUGCAGCUCUUGCGCUUGGGAAGCUUAGUGCUCUCAGCACCAGGGUUGAUCCUUUAGUUGGUGAUCUGUUAUCUGGCGUGCAGACAUCAGAUGUUGGAAUUCGUGAGGCUAC
Nicotiana attenuata is the source of this 985-nucleotide messenger RNA. RefSeq names its product eIF-2-alpha kinase activator GCN1-like. NCBI's taxonomy places the organism in Eukaryota, Viridiplantae, Streptophyta, Magnoliopsida, Solanales, Solanaceae. The record is from RefSeq and is a predicted model, not a curated record. Gene Ontology annotation, molecular function: protein kinase regulator activity. Gene Ontology annotation, cellular component: cytosol. Gene Ontology annotation, biological process: regulation of translation; cellular response to amino acid starvation.